Messenger RNA from Notothenia coriiceps (black rockcod), 812 nucleotides. RefSeq names its product cytochrome P450 2D9-like. Gene Ontology annotation, biological process: xenobiotic metabolic process. Gene Ontology annotation, molecular function: iron ion binding; oxidoreductase activity, acting on paired donors, with incorporation or reduction of molecular oxygen, reduced flavin or flavoprotein as one donor, and incorporation of one atom of oxygen; heme binding. The record is from RefSeq and is a predicted model, not a curated record. The transcript has 3 exons. The annotation marks the transcript as partial. Gene Ontology annotation, cellular component: cytoplasm; intracellular membrane-bounded organelle. Lineage: Eukaryota; Metazoa; Chordata; Actinopteri; Perciformes; Nototheniidae.
AUCGGACAGAGCCGACAGCCCAGUAUGGCAGACAGAUCCAACCUGCCCUACACUGAAGCCGUCAUCCACGAGAUCCAGAGGAUGGGAAACAUUAUUCCUCUAAAUGGACUCAGAAUGGCCACCAAGGAUACAACACUGGGCGACUAUAUUAUACCGAAGGGUACGUCCUUGAUGCCUAACCUGACCUCUGUGCUGUUCGACAAGACUGAAUGGGAGACCCCAGACACCUUCAACCCCGGACACUUCCUGGAUGCUGAGGGAAAGUUUGUGAAGAGAGAAGCUCUCAUGCCUUUUUCUGCAGGGAAACGUGUAUGUCUCGGAGAAGGCCUCGCCAAAAUGGAGCUGUUCUUGUUUUUGAUCGGAUUACUGCAGAAGUUCUCUUUCUCCGUUCCUGAUGGAGUAGAGCUGAGUACAGAAGGAGUUACUGGAAUAACUCGAGUACCACAUCCCUUCAAAGUUUAUGCCAAGGCACGCUGAAUUAUACAACAUCUCACUGAAUAAUUUUUCAUCUGACAAAAGAGUUCUCUGCCUAUACAUUUCCUUCCUUGUGAUAAAAUAGUUGUCAUAAUAUAUUGUUGUAUUAAUGGCAUUCUUUAUAGGACAGUAUCUAGUGUCCUUGUUAUUAAUGAAAAUAUGUAUAAAGAUUUUCUCAAAAUACAAUCUUCUAUUACAUUCAAGCUGUAUUGUCUAUGUCUUCUUUAUCAUCAUCAGUUAUGUAAUGUAUUAGCCAUUAUUUAAGAACUGCAAUCAUUAACAAAACCUUUGGAAACAUGUGUUAAUGAUUAAUAAAGGAUUUGAUGAUAUGUGUCACA